UACACGUGCGGAGGAGCAAAAGCAGAUUCAAAGCAAAUCAAUCGGUUUUCGGCAUAAUUUUUAAAACAAAAAUCCUUUUAUUUAAUUUUAUUUAAACAAAAUGCCACCAGCUAUUGAUUUAUCUGUAAAACCUAAAAAAAUCAUAUUCGAUGAUGAUGGUGAAGUUCUGAGCGAAGUCAAGAUCAAAAAUAAGAACAGGAAGAAAAAGUUAUCCACAUCCGAAGAAAAUCCAGAAGCCGAUGAUAACGACGACGAUGUUGCUUCAGAGAAUGGACAAGCAAUCAAGGAUGAGGAAGAUGAAGAGGACUUCUUUGCAAAAGAAGAAAAAUUAAAGAAAAAAUACAAAUCGGACUCAAAUAAUGAAUCACAAAAGAAAUGGUUUCAAGUGUACCCACAGUAUCCAUCAACAGAGGAGAUCCUCGACAUAAAGGAAAAAGAACAAACUGAAUUGUUCAAUAUUUGCAAAGCAGCAUAUGAAACGGAGUUGCCACGUUUUGUAAAAAAGAAUCCAAAUGAUUCCAAAUGGUUGCUUACUGCCAUACACAAGGGUACAGCUAAGGAUCGUGCCAAUGCUGGAGCUCUUCUUGUCACUAGCAAUCCAAUGGGAAAUAUGCAAGCACUCGAGACCCUCAUUGGCUACACAAAGAUGUCCAACAAGUCGUGCACCGAAGUGAUAUCGAUUCUCACCGAUCUCAUCAUUGAAGUUUUGCUUCCAGCCCACAGAAAGUUACUCUCGAUUCCGAUGCGUGCUGCUGACUGGAAGGCACUUAAGAAGGACGAGUCACUAACCAAGGAGCAACAGAGGAAGAUUUUUGCCUAUUGGUAUUUCGAAAACGAGUUAAAAGAUCAAUAUUUCGAAUUCUUGAAAAAUCUGCAGCAGAACCUCCAAACUGGACAAGAGAACAACAAGACCUCAUCUAUCGUUGCUGCAACUCGUCUCUUGUCCUUCUCGCCCGAAAAAGAACAGAUGCUCCUGACAAUGCUCAUCAACAAGUUAGGAGAUCCGAUUCCUAAAGUAGCCUCGAAGGCCUUGCAUCAUCUGUCCGAAGUCGCAUACAAGCAUCCUAACAUGUGUGGUGUCAUUACCGCAGAGGCAGAAAAGCUUCUCUUCCGAAACAAUAUAUCGGAGCGAGCGCAGCAUUUUGCCUUGUGCUUCCUCGCCCAGAUCGCUCCUAGCGGACGACCCGAAGUAUGUACAAAGUUGGUGAACAUUUGCUUUGCCCUCUUCAAAGUUCUGGUCAAGAAGGGAGCUAUCAAUAAUCGAACCAUGCAGGCGAUUUUGAGGUGUUUGCAAAAGGCAAUUGUUGAGGCACAACCCGCCCCAGGAAGCACUGAGAUCAUGACUAAAGAAAUGCAGGACACUAUUUAUCGUCUGGUCCAUUUGGCAGACAUCCGAAUAUCCAUCCAAACUCUGUCGCUUCUUCUGCAACUGGUCACCGUGAAGACGGAGAAGUCGGACCGAUUCUACAACGCCCUCUACAGGAAGAUGCUCGAUAUGGAGUUGACCACAAUUGGAAACAAGACGGCGGCACAGUUUUUGCAUAUCGUCCAUCGAGCCAUACACAUUGAUUCGCAUGUGAGUCGAGCGCAAGCUUUCAUCAAACGCCUCCUCCAGAUGUCGUUGUAUUUUCCAGCUGCCGUUGCUGCUGGUUGUCUGAUCGUCAUACACAAACUACUUCGAUCCAGGCUUGACUUGAAGCAAGAUGAAGAGGAAGAAAACACUCCCAAAAAUGUUGUGCUACCAGAUGACGCUGAAUUAGCUAAGUUUGAUAGCGAUGGGGAGGAGAAAUACGAAGAUGUUCCAAUUGAUGGAGACAAUGAGGAUGAAGCGGCUUCUGAGAAGGCUGUGGAUGAAGCUGUAGAUGAAGAUGGAGAAAAGGAAAAAACUACAAAGGGCUCCUCUUGGCAUCACGCCAAGCUGCCUAAGGAUGAGAAACCUGAAGCGGCCAGUACAAUAUCUGCCACAAAAUAUGAUCCCUAUCACAGAGUCCCGGCCUUUGCUGGAGCGGAAUAUGCUCUGCAGGCGGAACUGCUUAUGCUGAUGGAACACUUUCAUCCCACUGUUCAGGUCUUUGCCGAGAGCAUUCUAAAUAAGAAGAGGAUUGACUACUAUGGAGAUCCACUCAGAGAUUUCAGUUUGCCGCACUUUUUGGAACGAUUCGCCUUCAAGAACCCGAAGAAGCUAGAUAAGGAUGCAGCUGAGUUGCCAACAAUCCAUAGCAAACGAUAUGUUUCGUAUGGGGCCCGUGGCAAGCCUGUUAAGAGUUUGACCAAGUCCAAUUGCACAGAGGACGAGAUGUUCAUCUUCAACUAUUUGGAAAAGAAACGUGAGACUGCUGUGGUGGCGAAAAAGAAGGGCGAAGAUGAGGAUGAGAAUGAAGUUGGUGACGUUGAUGAUGAUGAGUUCGAAGAGUAUUUGGAUGGAUUCUUUGGCAAGAAGAAGAAAAAGGGAGCCGACGAAGAGGAUGAAGAUGAAGAGUUGGACUUCUUGAAAGAACUUGGCGGAGAACUAAAGGACGAUGACGAUAAGAAGAAGAAAAAGAAGAAGAAAACCGUUGAGGAAGAUGACGAUGAGGAUAUGGACGAUGAUGAAUGGGAUGAUGAUAUGGAUAUGGAUGAUAUUCCAGAGGAAGAUCAUUCGGAUGAUGAAGCUGGUUCGAUUGGUGGUGACGAUGACGACGAGGGAUCUAUAUCAUUGGACGAAGGAGGUAGUGAUGUUGAAUUCAGCGUUUCAGGAUCUGAAAAUGAUGAUAAUGAUGAUGAAGACGAUGAUGAUGAAUUAAAACCACCCAAGUCGAAGAAGUCAAAGAAAUCAGAAAAACCUUUGAACUUCUCUAAGGCUCUUAAGGGCAGUGGUGAUAUGAGUUCCUUGUUUGCGGCUGCCGAUGACUUUGCUGAACUUUUAGAAGAAACCGGCAAAACAAAGGGUCAAGGAACAUCAAGUGCUGUCUACAAUAAGGAUAAAUCAUCAGACAAACAAAUGAAAUGGGAAGAGAACAGAAGGUCGAAUUCGAAAAAUUACAUGGGAAAAGGAAAGAAAUUUGGCGGAAGUGGAGGAGCGAAAAAGUUUAGCAAGAAGAGGAAAAGUUAGAAAAAAGUUUUUAGUUUAAAAAAUAAAAUUUAAAAAAA
Molecule: messenger RNA, 3129 nt
Organism: Eupeodes corollae
Lineage: Eukaryota; Metazoa; Arthropoda; Insecta; Diptera; Syrphidae
Gene: Noc1
Product: CCAAT/enhancer-binding protein zeta
Exons: 6
Coding region: 101-3091 (996 amino acids)
Cellular component (GO): nucleus
Source: RefSeq, a predicted model, not a curated record